AUGGUCAGACUCUCGACCCAUUAUCUUCAAGGCCAAGAUAGCUUGUAUGGCAAUGAGCGUCGCAGAAGUUCCCAAAAUACAUUUCCAGUUUCCGAAGAUUCGGAAAUUGCUCCUACCGGAAAAAAUCAACUAACUCCUGCAUCGUGUGCGGAAUUCCCAGGAUCCUUUGCUCCAGACUUGAGGAGAGAUAAAAGAGAAGUGGUGAAACAUGAUUCAUUCCGUGAUCGAUUUUAUUUUUUCUUAACGGACGGCUGGAGUGAUAUGACGAUCUGGAAAAAUAUCUCCUUCCGAAAUUCUGAUACUGGACAAGUUGCGGCAUAUGUUGGCGUUACUAGUAUCUUUCUCUUGACACUAUUCACAUGUGCUCUUGCUCCGGGUUCCGAUGGCCAUCUGAAUCCGAUCAUUACUUUUGCAACGGUAAUCACUGGGCUCACCGGGUUCUCGAGAGGAGUGCUAUAUAUGAUAGGACAAACUACCGAAGCCGCACUUGCUGGUGAUCUGCCAAUUGUAUACUGGCGUUCCUCGUUGAAUCAUUCAAUGCAGGCGAGACAACGACACUAUGAUGCGAAUGAGAUCGGUAGUAUUGAUGGAGGCGAUGUCUCCUUAAGACGACAACCAUGA
Sclerotinia sclerotiorum 1980 UF-70 is the source of this 621-nucleotide messenger RNA. RefSeq lists its product with no specific name. Gene Ontology annotation, molecular function: channel activity. Gene Ontology annotation, biological process: transmembrane transport. The transcript is spliced from 5 exons. Bases 1 to 621 code for a protein of 206 amino acids. NCBI's taxonomy places the organism in Eukaryota, Fungi, Ascomycota, Leotiomycetes, Helotiales, Sclerotiniaceae. Gene Ontology annotation, cellular component: membrane. The record is from RefSeq and is a predicted model, not a curated record.